Penicillium longicatenatum is the source of this 1551-nucleotide messenger RNA. Its product is annotated as cytochrome P450. The transcript has 4 exons. The coding region runs from base 1 to 1551 and encodes 516 amino acids. Gene Ontology annotation, molecular function: iron ion binding; oxidoreductase activity, acting on paired donors, with incorporation or reduction of molecular oxygen; heme binding. NCBI's taxonomy places the organism in Eukaryota, Fungi, Ascomycota, Eurotiomycetes, Eurotiales, Aspergillaceae. The record is from RefSeq and is a predicted model, not a curated record.
AUGACGCUUCAAACACUCGCCCUCGCCGCUAUAGCGGUCGUAUACUUUGUCAUUCGCUUUUUAAACCGCACCGAUACUCCCAAGAUCAAGGGUCUUCCCGAAAUUCCAGGUGUGCCCCUCUUCGGCAACCUGCUACAAUUAGGCGACAAGCACGCAACAGUAGCAGCAAAGUGGGCGAAGAAAUUUGGCCCUGUCUUCCAGGUUCGCAUGGGAAACAAGCGCAUCGUCUUCGCCAACAGCUUCGACUCCGUGCGCCAACUUUGGAUCAAGGACCAGUCUGCUCUCAUCUCCCGACCUACCUUCCAUACUUUCCACAGCGUCGUUUCUAGUUCGCAAGGAUUCACAAUUGGUACAUCGCCUUGGGAUGAGUCCUGCAAGCGUCGUCGCAAGGCGGCAGCUACUGCUCUGAACCGACCUGCCGUGCAGUCUUAUAUGCCCAUCAUUGAUCUCGAGUGCAACACCAGUAUCAAGGAGCUCUACCGGGACAGUAAGAACGGUACCUGUGAUGUCAACCCCACGGCAUACUUCCAGCGAUUUGCGCUCAACACCAGUCUGACUCUCAACUAUGGACUCCGUAUCGAGGGCAAUGUCGAUGAUCAACUGCUUCAUGAGAUCGUGGACGUCGAGCGUGGCGUUUCCAACUUCCGCAGUACAUCAAACAACUGGCAGGACUACAUUCCACUGCUGCGUAUUUUCCCUAAGAUGAAUACCGAGGCUGAGGAAUUCCGUGUUCGCCGCGACAAGUACUUGACACACCUCCUGAAUAUGCUGAAGGACCGUAUUGCCAAGGGCACUGACAAGCCUUGCAUUACUGGAAACAUCAUUAAGGACCCCGAGGCAAAGCUAAAUGAGGCUGAGGUGAAAUCGAUCUGUCUGACUAUGGUUUCUGCUGGACUUGAUACCGUUCCUGGCAAUCUGAUUAUGGGCAUCGCAUACUUGGCAUCGGAAGAUGGACAAAGAAUCCAGAAGAAGGCAUACGACGAAAUCAUGGCUGUGUACCCCGAUGGUGAUGCCUGGGAGAAGUGCCUAGUCGAGGAGAAGGUUCCUUAUGUCACAGCUUUGGUCAAGGAGAUCCUGCGAUUCUGGACCGUCAUCCCUAUCUGCCUGCCCCGUGAAUCAACCAAGGACAUUGUUUGGCAAGGCGCGACCAUCCCAGCCGGCACAACAUUCUUUAUGAACGCCUAUGCCGCUGAUUACGACGAAGACCACUUCAAGGAUGCUACCAAGUUUAUUCCUGAGCGCUACCUCGAAAUGGGCGAAGGAUCCGGUACACCCCACUACGGCUACGGAGCCGGUUCCCGGAUGUGUGCUGGCUCGCACCUGGCAAACCGCGAACUCUUCACGGCUUUUAUCCGCCUGAUCACUGCCUUUGAGAUGAAGCCAUCGAAGCAGAUGAGCGAUAGACCUGUUCUGGAUUGCAUUGAUUGCAAUGCCAUUCCUACUGCCUUGACAACAGAGCCUAAGCCUUUCAAGGUCGGAUUCGUUGCUCGCGACCCUAAACUAUUGGAGAAGUGGAUUGCCGAGAGUGAUGAGCGGACUAAGGAUCUGUGA